AUGUCUUCCCCAGCUCCUCAAUACGUCUACGUCCCCAACCUCGUGGGCGGCCAAAUGCUUCGUCUCCCCGUCGAAGACCCCUCUGCAGACGGCCAGGCCUCGAUUGCUCAGCAGCCCAUUGCGAGCCCAACCCUCUCGUCGCGCUACACACGCGACUCAUCCCCCUCGCCUAGCGUCGAGAGCGUCGAGUCCGAGGAGUAA
This is a messenger RNA of Exserohilum turcica Et28A, 201 nucleotides long. RefSeq lists its product as uncharacterized. The record is from RefSeq and is a predicted model, not a curated record. NCBI's taxonomy places the organism in Eukaryota, Fungi, Ascomycota, Dothideomycetes, Pleosporales, Pleosporaceae. The transcript has a single exon. The coding region runs from base 1 to 201 and encodes 66 amino acids.